Molecule: messenger RNA, 813 nt
Organism: Lolium perenne
Lineage: Eukaryota; Viridiplantae; Streptophyta; Magnoliopsida; Poales; Poaceae
Product: F-box protein At5g03100-like
Molecular function (GO): protein binding
Source: RefSeq, a predicted model, not a curated record
AUGUUGCCAGAACCGCAGGCCGCAGCACGGAUCUAUCAAAAAAUGAGCGGCGGCGACCUAUUCGACGCGCUGCCGGAUGAGCUCCUGAACCACGUGCUCUCCUUCCUGCCGUCGCGGGAGGCCGUAAACUCAUCCCUCGUCUUCCGCCGCUGGCGUCACCUCUGGAGAUCCACCCCCGCCAUUCGCGUCCGCGGCAAGGGCAACGACUUCCGGUUCUUCGUCAACAGCCUGAUCGUCCACCGCGACACGCUGCCGCUGCACUCGUUCGACAUCGACGCCGACGGCCUGGUGAUACAACCGGAUCCGCCGUACAACGACCCUGACUACGAGUACGAAGGCUGGCGCGGCGAGGUCGACCGCCACAUGGACCUUUGGGUCAGCUACGCGCUGUCCGCAGAUCGCCGCGCCCGCUUACUGAAGGUCCGUUUGGAGGACGACUGGGUACCUUGGCUGCCGCGGUCUGACUUGGCGUUCGCCUCCCUGCACCUCACGACGGUGCAUCUCGACGCCGUCUGCCUCUUCGACGGCCUCCUCGACUUCUCGCGCUGCCCGGCGCUGCAGAGCCUCGCCCUCGUGCGCUGCCGCCUUCGGGGCGAUACCCUCGCGUCGGCUUCGCUCGAGCGCCUGGCCCUCGUCCAAUGCCAAUCUGACGAGACGAUGUUUUUCGAUACGGAUUGCUCAGACGAGAGGCUGUGUAUUGGCGUCUCCACGCCGAGGCUCCGUUUAAUGGAGAUAUCUGAAUACUACGAACAGGAACAGUUCCUCGAGAUGAUGCCAUGGCUGACGGAGGACAACAUUCGGUGCUUUUCUUGA